UAUUUUCUGUUCCAUUCUAUUCCCCUUUUUGUUUCCUGACAUGUGUAUAGCAUCGGCUUGAAAGUUAUACAAAAAAGGAAUACAUCACAAUUUGCCCAACACUCAUCAAGAAAUUGCACAAAUUACAGCUGUAGCUUCAUAGUGUACACAAUUCGGUUGCUUUUGCAAUUCUCCAACCACUGUUAAUCAUUUGAGCAAAUUCCCUUCUUUUUUUUUAGGGUUUCAGUCUUAGGGUUUAGGGGUUUUUUAUUUCGAUCAGAAGUCGGAUCCUUUUCUGUGUCUUCGGUCUUCUUCCUUAAAUCGCAAGAUUUGCAGUUUUUAUUGUUGGGUUUUUCAGUUUCAAUUUAGUUGAACCUGGGUUUUGCUUGGUUUCUCCGUACAAUCCAUAGUUCAAUUUUUUUAGUUUAGUUUUUUUAUUUUUUUAUUUUUCUGUUCUGCGUUCUUAUUCUUCUGAAUUUCGCUUCAUGAAAAAUGGGUUUUUUAUUAGAUGAUGUUUGUUUCUGGUACUCCUUGGAGAAGUGUUCUUUGCAAAGCUGAGGUUUUUGGUUGUUGAAUUUCAGUGUUCAAUGUGGGUCAAUGGUGACCUGGGUUGUAAACUAAUUACUUGAUUUUUGUUGUUAUUUGUCCUUCUUUUGCUUCUUUGUGCUUCACACAGAUUCUGCUUUUACUAGGUAGUGUGGGUUUUGGAAGGUUAGAUCUUUUUUUUGGAGUUUGAAUUUUGAGAUUUGGAGUAUUCAAUGUGGGUUAAUGGUGCAACUGGGUUGUAAGAGAAUUGUUUGUUUUUUAAUCCCAUUAAGAGAAAACAAAGAAAGAAUUGCUUUCUGAAUUUUUGUCCGAGUGAGUAUUCUCUUGGAGCAUGGAUUACGUGAGGGAGACUGGCGGAGCAGCGGGCACGUUGCUAAUCCCAACGCGGUUUGUGUGGCCUUACGGCGGAAGAAGUGUUCAUCUCUGUGGCUCAUUUACAGGGUGGUCUGGCCAUUAUCCGAUGACCCCGGUUGAAGGAUGUCCAACCGUGUUUCAGACUAUUUGCAACUUGCCGCCAGGUUACCAUCAGUAUAAGUUCAUUGUUGAUGGUGAAUGGCGACAUGAUGCGCACCUGCCUAUUGUGAGUGGUAACUAUGGAGAAGUGCACACUGUUUUCGUUGGUGGGGAGGCUGGGUGUGUUCCUCCGAUUCUUAUUCCAGAAAUCCAACCUGGUUCUAACAUGGAUGUGGACAAUGAGGCCUUUCAGCGUGUGGUAAAAGUUUCAGAUGGUGCAUUGCAUGAAGUGUUGUCAAGGUUACCAGAAACUGAUUUAGAGGUCUCGUGUCACCGCAUUGCUGUAUUCCUGUCGACACGCAAGGCGUAUGAGCUGCUUCCUGAGUCAGGCAAGGUCAUUGCCUUGGACGUAGAUUUACCUGUAAAGCAGGCAUUUCAUAUCCUGCAUGAACAGGGAAUUCCUACGGCUCCUCUUUGGGACUUCUGCAAGGGAGAAUUGGUUGGAGUUCUUAGUGCUUUGGAUUUUAUCUUGAUAAUAAGAGAGCUCGGCAGUCAUGGUUCCAAUCUUACUGAAGAAGAGCUUGAGACGCACACUAUCUCUGCUUGGAAAGAAACAAAACUGUAUCUGAGUAGACAAAUUGAUGGGAAUGAGAGAUUGAUUCCCAGAAAACUUGUCCACGUGGAGCCAGAUGAGAAUUUGAAAGAUAUUGCUCUAAAGAUUUUGGAUAAUAAUGUGGCUACAGUUCCUGUCAUCCAUUCAUCUUCAGGAGAUGCCUUGUUUCCUCAGCUAUUACAUCUUGCCUCACUUUCUGGAAUACUGAAGUCUAUUUGCAGGUACUUUAGACAUUCUUCUGGGUCAUUGCCUCUGCUCCAACUACCAAUUUGUGCAAUUCCUUUGGGUACAUGGGUUCCGAGAAUUGGAGAAACAGCUCGGCGGCCAUUGGCAAUGUUGAGACCAAGUGCUUCUCUUGGUGCAGCAUUGAGUUUGUUAGUUCAAGCUCAAAUUAGUUCAAUACCAAUUGUCGAUGAUAAUGACUCGUUACUAGAUGUAUAUUCUCGGAGUGAUAUCACAGCUUUGGCCAAAGACAAGGUUUAUACUCAUAUUAAUCUUGAAGAAAUGACUGUUCAUCAGGCGUUGCAGCUGGGACAAGAGCCACUCUCUCCGUAUGGGUUCAGCAGUCAAAGAUGUCACAUGUGUUUACGAUCUGAUCCACUGCUUUUAGUGAUGGAGCGUUUGUCAAAGCCAGGGGUUAGACGGCUUAUUGUUGUGGAGGCUGGCAGCAAGCGCGUAGAAGGGAUUAUAGCACUCAGCGAUAUCUUCAGAUUCUUGCUCAGGUAGAUGAAGGAUAUGACACGCAGCAGUCUAUUCAGAUUCUUGUUCGGUUAGACAGACCGACAUUUGGCGAUUUGGUUUUGAUUUUUUCAAACAUACCAUUGGAUUGGCCUCCCGUAUCGUGGCAUGGUCUUUUAGGACCAUUAUGCAGAAGACAGAGGCAUGUAAAUUGCAAGGAUUGGGAUUUUUGUCCCUAGUCUAUUUAUCUUCUCCUUACCCAAAACUAUUGUCAACUUAAUUGCCAAUUUUUUUGUGAAUGGCAUGGAAAAAGAUGACAUUCCCGUGCCGUUAAUGGUAGAAGAAGAGUGGAAUAAAACACGGAUGGAUUUCAGAUGGCCA
Rhododendron vialii is the source of this 2650-nucleotide messenger RNA. Its product is annotated as sucrose nonfermenting 4-like protein. The record is from RefSeq and is a predicted model, not a curated record. Lineage: Eukaryota; Viridiplantae; Streptophyta; Magnoliopsida; Ericales; Ericaceae. The transcript is spliced from 13 exons. The coding region runs from base 857 to 2317 and encodes 486 amino acids.